Molecule: messenger RNA, 3405 nt
Organism: Puccinia triticina
Lineage: Eukaryota; Fungi; Basidiomycota; Pucciniomycetes; Pucciniales; Pucciniaceae
Exons: 11
Coding region: 1-3405 (1134 amino acids)
Biological process (GO): potassium ion import across plasma membrane; intracellular potassium ion homeostasis
Cellular component (GO): plasma membrane
Molecular function (GO): high-affinity potassium ion transmembrane transporter activity
Source: RefSeq, a predicted model, not a curated record
AUGCAAAAAAACCGGCCGGAGGAUGCGUUCAACCAAGGCGACACGCAAGACCUCCGGGGCCGCCCUAUGACACCCCUCACCGAUGAUGCGAUCCAGCUGGCUAACUCAUCCCAUCAGAUGCCAUCCAGCCCCCCCAGUAGUAUACUGCCACCCAUAAACCUGCGAGCACGGAGUCAUAGAUCACGCCGGACCAUCUUUCGCCGUUUCUCUUCCCGGAGGACCUUUCGCUGGCUCCGAAGGUGGAUCGGCUGCGACCUUAACUUCUACAGAUGCCAUCUCCUCGCCUUUAUCUUCAUCCCUUUCAUCUUCGCCAUCAUCUUUUAUCUCGCCCACACCCUCAACCAGCCUGAAGUGGAGAAACCGGCGUUUAUUGACUGCUUAUUCAUGUGUCAUAGUGCAAUGACUAUGACCGGGUUGAACACUAUCAUGCUGUCAUCAAUAAAUCGCUUCCAACAGGCUCUACUCUACAUCCUAAUGUCCAUUGGGAGCACCACGAUGAUUUCGAUGAUUAUGAUUUACAUUCGGCUAAGGGCCUUCAAGGAGCGCUUCAAGGCGAUCAUUAACUCCAGCACGCCUCUUACUAUAUCACAUCCAAUCCCGAUCAACGGUACCCCUCCUCAGCUGAAGUUCCCGACAAUAAGUUUGAGAGGGGAUCCUGAUCAUGUGCCUGCUCUGGACAAAUCACGAUCUGUCUCGGCAGAGGAAGCACAGAAGUUAGAAUCACAAUGUAUUGCGUCUUUCGCGGACCCCGAUCUAAUGGAGUCUCUUCCAACCCACCCGUUGACUCGAGCGGAGGAUAGAAUCGAGCACCUUGCGCCCAACUUGCCUUCCCCGACGGCCCAUCUAGAAUCUCUUCAACACCCGAGUCCAGGUGCCGUGCCAGUGGUGGAAUCGCCGGAGCCCUCGCCAGCUUCAGUGCGGCGUCCAAACCGGACGGGCGAAUUCGUUCGAAGGCCAAUCCUCCUGCGGAGGAACAGCGACGGCGGAGUGGUCGGAGCACGCUCGUCAGCCUCAGAUAUCGAGCCUCAUUUGGACUCUUCCCUGAGAUCGAACCCCUUACUGUCCAUCUUGAAGUCCAGCCCCCUCAUCUUGGACAACUUGCUAUCUCAUCAUCUCACCUUUGAGAAAUCUACGCGCCAAAAUACUCGAGCCAACAGGAGCAGAGACUUGUUCCCCCGCUCGACAACUCUAGACCAAGCUUCAAGCUUCCCACGAAACCGUGUUUCUCAAUCACAAUCAAGGGACCGCAGUCUUACCUUCGCCCUCCAGCGGACCCCCGCCAACAGUGACCAUCACGCUGUAGCAGAUAGGGGUCGGCCGACACUCCGCGGACUGAUGGCUGACGACAUUCAAGUGUCUCCUUUCUCGCACAUUGACACCCUUCAUCCCCAAAGACAUGACCAUCAUACACUCCUACCCGGUCAACUGGGAUGGAUUGCCGGGAUGGAGCCCGAGUCGGCAGGCCCACAAACAGAGGCGCAAACGUUCCAGCAGUGGAAGAUGGGCGGGGUUUCACGUGGAGAGGCUCCAGAGCAUGACUCGGAUGGCUUGAGGCGUCGGCCCAAGCCGGCUAGGUCAACCUCAGCGGUCCAAGGUACUCAUCAUCAUCGUGGACAAUCGGGCUCAGUCCCAGCCGGCAGCCACCGACACCGUCCUAGUCAACACUCAAUCUCCGGCCAUAGCGCACUGGGACCCACGUGUCGGAGGCGGUCCUCCUUCGUCGGUCUGCCCCGGACAUCUUCCACGACCGACUUUGGGGGGUUCCCGAACCCCGCCUUCGUCCUGCUCAAGCGACUCGGGAAGGCCCUCCGCCCGGCUCAGAACUCCCAGCACUCCCUCAAAUUCGUUCGCACUUCCAGUCUCGCCGCCCCCGCAUUUGACCAGAAUGAAAGACACAAGCUCGCCGAGUGGCUCUUCGGUCGCGGCGCUGGAAUGAUCUCAGAGCGGAUUCGAGACGUUAAAACGGUCUCUUACAUCAAGUUUAACGCCAUUGUGGGUCGCAAUUCGAACUUUCUGACGUUAACGUCAGCCCAAGAAGAGGAACUAGGAGGUCUAGAGUACCGAGCCCUAUCGAUGCUAUUGAAGGUGGUCAUUGGCUACUGGACCAUUUUCCAACUCAUGGCCAUCCUGAUCCUGAUUCCGUACCUGGAAACACCAAGGGGCAACAGGCGGUUUUCUGAAGUGUUUGACGGGCCUGGGGGAACGGACAGGGUGUGGUAUGCCAUAUGGAUCACCUGCUCGGCCUUCACCAAUGGAGGAAUGAGUUUGAUCGAUGCUGGCUUCACAGUCUUCCACGGGGGUUAUCUCUUGAUGCUGGUCUGUUCAGCCUUGAUUGUUGCGGGGAAUACUGGAUACCCGAUUAUCCUUAGAGCGAUCAUCUGGACGCUCUCAAAAAUCUGCCCAGAGAGUACCCCAGAAGAACACAAAAAAAGGAUUAUCGUCGGUCUACUCCAAUCCCUGUCAGUUCGAGCAGCAGGGUUCUCAACAAUUGCCCUCGGGGAUCUGGCGCCUGCCGUCCAAGUCUUGUUCACAAUCAUGAUGUACAUUGCCGUUUACCCUAUCGCAAUCUCCAUUCGAGCAACCAAUGUGUAUGAGGAGCGAUCACUAGGAAUUUUUCAUGUGGAGGAUGAGCCCGACCAAGACAGCGACGAUGAAGAUGAGAUGCGCGCACAUGAUAGAGGCAGAGACGGGCGCCGGACAGUCCCCUCCGAGCACCCGCUCAAUCUAGACCAUUUCCCACAUUCCUUCUCCUCGGCACUUGAUGAGACUCCUAACUCAAACACAUCCCUGAGGAACAAGACGCAGAAACCAAGGCUCUCUCACUCUCAUCGGUUCUCAUCUAAUCCCGAUCGUCGCCAUUCUCGUCUGGAAAGGAGCGAAAACACACAUUCGUAUGACCGGCAGGCUGAUUGCGACAGUCGGAAUAGCACCCCGAGUUAUCUGGCCCUCCAUAUUCGCAAGCAGUUGGCCUUUGACAUCUGGUGGCUUGCUCUCGCCGUCUGGUGCAUCUGUAUUGCAGAGAGGAGUAAAAUUGUCACAGCUCAAGCUACCGACAGCGCCUCCUUUAGCAUCUUUUCAAUCAUGUUCGAAGUCAUUAGCGCUUAUGGCACGAUUGGCUUGAGUGUCGGUCUGCCGGACUCGCCCACUUCCAUGGUCGGCGGCUUUUCAAGCUUCAGUAAACUUGUUGUCAUAGCUGUGAUGCUCAGAGGUAGACACAGAGGCUUACCAAUUGCGAUCGACCGAGCCGUGAUCCUACCCUACGACAAAUCCAAGCCAGACGACCAAGACCGUGCCGAAGAAGAAGAACUGGUCGAGGAUGUCGAAGACCAGACCCCGUCGGAGGAACGUCCAGAGAUCCAGGAGCGUAUCUUCAAUCAAAAACUUCCCGACCUCGAAUCCCAAUAA